AUGAGAAUUGCGGGGUUAGGAAAGACUUCCGAACAAUGGCGCCAUAAAAUUCGAGAGGAAAAAGCUAAUACCGACCGGUGGGAAAGGAAAUUCCGAGAAGCUCAGGCACGAAACGAAGAUUUAGAGAAGAGUCUGUCGGAGAGCAGAAAUAAGCGAGGUGAAUUAAGGGCUAGAGUGGUAGAACUCAAUAAGUCUCUGCAUCAGUACCGAAACCACAAUACCGCAAUGGAAUUGAGGGCAAGCUUGAGCAAGAUAGAAGAAAUGAAAGGAAAAAUAGAAGAGUUAGAGGCGUCACUGCAAAAUUGUGAUAUGCGGAUCCAGUUUUUCGAGGCAAACGAGGAUCGUUGGAAAGAGCAGCUUCACCAUGCGCAAGACCAAAAAGACAUGCAAGAACAAAUGCAGCCUCAGAUGCAAGAGCAGCUAGCCAAGAUUCAACGAGAAAUGAAAGAGCAAAUGAUGGAGUCCUAG
Molecule: messenger RNA, 468 nt
Organism: Gossypium arboreum
Lineage: Eukaryota; Viridiplantae; Streptophyta; Magnoliopsida; Malvales; Malvaceae
Product: tropomyosin-1-like
Exons: 2
Coding region: 1-468 (155 amino acids)
Source: RefSeq, a predicted model, not a curated record